Symbiodinium natans is the source of this 5181-nucleotide messenger RNA. NCBI's taxonomy places the organism in Eukaryota, Dinophyceae, Suessiales, Symbiodiniaceae. The record is from the annotation of a GenBank genome assembly.
AUGGCGGAUGCCGAUGAGGAGGAGGACACACUGGGGAAGCUCCGGCAACCGGCACCCCCAAGGCCGCCCUCGGAAAGAGCAGACAUCUCAGAGAGUGCCCAAAACGAGGCUGACGCCGACCCGGGGGAGAACCGUGAAGAGCCGAGCCGCCUUGUCCAAGACAACGGCGCCCAGGACGACAGCCUGAAGCAUCGCUCGGCGCUCGACGAACUUCUGCAAAAAGCAGAGGCUUCGCCCUUGGAGUCGCGAACAAGCGCGGCACCAGACCGCAAGCCUUCAACUCCGAACCUUCUUGACAUCUUCGAGAAGGACGUGCCUCGCCGCCCUUCCUUCUCGCCCAGAGUUUCCGAAGAUGCGGUGACGGCGUCUCUCCCGGCGUCCCUCUCGACAGCCCUGGUCCAGGCGCGCGAGGCGCGCGCCGCGGCCACCGCAGAGCGUGCCGAGCGCACGGAGCGUGUCAGCGGGAGUCGCAGCACGAGCAAAGACUCUGUGCGAACGGAUCUUUCCAUGAAUGUCGAUUGGGCAUCCAGCAAAGCCAAGGAUAUGUUCAGGAAGGGCGUCAUGUCGUCCAAAGAGGCCGCCGCUCGGUCUUCUUCAUCAUCUGCUCGUGCCUUCCCCAAAGAGCAGCUCAAGAAAAUUGGUGAUGAGCUCCGCGAGAUGAGAGAGCGGUACGAGUCCAUAUUUGUGGAGAAGCUGGAUUUCUUCUCCGUGGCCGAUCGCGUUGCCAGGUUGGAGACCUCGUUGGAAGAGCAGCUAGGAAAAGGAGGCAACUUGCCCACUGCGCUCUCAGCCCUCAGAUCGGAGAGCAAGCAGCACCUGGUUGAUCACCAUGACGUCUUGGGAAAGAUUGCAGAGAUCAAUGCUGCCACGGUCAACAACACGGCUCGCCUCCGCGAUGAACAACAUCGCGUCGAGAAUGCCGCAGACCAUGCGUUCCGCACGGCCAAGAAUCUGGAGCAGGUUAGCAACAGUCUCACGUUUACCAGGGAGGCUUUGGGUGAGGACGUGACGCGCAUGGCCAAGGCCGUGCAGGCCUUAGCCACAGAGGUGAAAACCAUCGAUCAGGAGCAUCGGACCUUCCUCGCUCAGCAGGCCAACGAAAAGGCGUCCAUGGAAGGAGGCGAUGGCUACCGGGGCUGGUUCAUCAAGAUCAAGCAGCAAAUGCAAGACCAGGAGUAUCUGCACUCCGUCAUGGUGCGCGACUUGCAGUAUGUCAAGCAGCAGUUCGACUCCUGCGCGACAGAGGCGGACCUGAAAACAGUCCAGGAGAAGCUGCAAGACCUGGAGGAGGAGAACGGGAGGCUUCAGGAAUUCGUGCAUGAGAAGUUCUUCGAAGUACAGGACCAAGAAAGACGGGAGAUGAUGGACAAGUUCGCAGCAAAGUGGGAUCCGUACAACAAAGGUCGCCUGCUUCGAGGAACGCUGGAGCACUGGGCCAAUUUCGUUCGACACAUGAACAAAACAAGAGAGGCUCUGCGACGAGUCAAGCAGGUGUACGCCAAGACGCACAUCACGUCCCGCUUGAGAUCGUGGUGGUAUCUCAUGCAGAGGGACCACACGGACAGCCAGUUCCGAAGCCUGUCUGAAAACCUGGAGACGCAGGAGGCAAAGCUGGAAGGUGCUCGUGGAGCCCUUUUGAGACACGAGAAGGUUACGGCCGAGCAGAGCCGAAGUCUCCAGUACAGAGUUCUUGCAGUCGAAAAGGGCCUCGAGGCCGCCGAACGCGACAAGGCCACCAAGGAGGAAAUGCACGAGAAGUUCAACGCAAUUGAAGACCGAUUGCAAAAGGAGCUCUCCCUUGAGCCGAUCCGCCAAGCCUUGGCCGAGCUCCAAGCGGAUGUCCGCCGGCUUCAGGUGCAGAAACACGAUGAAGCAGAUGCUGCUGUGGACCGCGAGAAGACGCUGGCCUUGUCCAGCACAGCUGGUGAUGUUGGUGCCGGUGCAGCACGAGGACUGGGCAUCGGGCCUCUGUCACAUCUCCUCCAGAAUUGCCAAGGAGGGCUUCGGGAAGCAAGACAGCAGGUGAGCCUGGCUGUCGACCUAGCGCAACGUGCAUCCAGCUGCUGUGCGGAGCUCCCUACGGCCUGGCUGGAGACGCGAAGCCAGAGCUGGUGGCAAUUCAGCGAUGCAUGGCCGCCCCACGUGGCGAAGCUUCUCACCUCUUUGACAGAGGGGGCGCGAGAAGCCACGGAGACUUGCAAGGCGGGUGUCGCUGCUGCCCUUCGAUGGGCGGAAGCUGCUUCGCAGCCGUGUCAGUCUCCAGGCCGCGGCACAUCAACUUCCGAAGCAGAGGCCACGGCAACUCUGCACGUUGCGCUGGAGGCGGCAGAAACAUUGGCAACUGCAAGGACCAAUCUGAUGCUGGUGACAGCAGAGCUGAUAGAAAGACACUGGAGCAGCAGGCCGCUUGCUCAACUUCUCCGAAGCCUCUCACUAGGCACACGUGUGACCUGGGCAAGCCAGUUCCAGGAUGCAGAACCAGCCCUUCUGGUCCGCUUUUUCUGCGCCGCCGCAUCUACCGCCUUGCUGGAACUGCGCACGAUCAAUUUGGCCGCACACGUGACGUGGAUGGGGCACGAGGAUGUUGCAGCAGAAGUGCAAGAGCCAGAAGUCAUGACGUACCUGCGUACGGCCGGCAGCUACUUGCAACUUGAGGUCCUGGAGCAGGCUGAUGUGUACCGCCGCCUUGAAGAGAGUCGCGAGCCCGCGUCACUGCGGAGGGCGCGUGCGCUCGGCCAAAUUGGGCAGGUCGCAGCCAGCAAUGAAUCCGGGGAGGCACUGCUGGUCAUUGGCCUAUCCCUGCACAACACCUACAGUCAAGCAAUGCACUGCAAGGAGGAGGUGCGGAGACAUCUGCCUACAGAAGGUGUGAAGGUGCUGCUGCUGGAAGACUACUUCUUGAAGAUUUCGCCGCAGCUAUCGGUCGCCUUCCGUUCCAGCACGACAAUAGAUCAGAAAGUCGAGCUGGUGGCCAGGCCGGCAUUUGGGUUGCACUUUCGCGACGCAGACCUGUGGGACCAGGCCCCUUCUCUUGCAAGAGUAAAAUGUGUGCAAGCCCGAGUCUGCUGGAGAAUGCAACUGCGUGAGGAUGUUCCCGGUGUGUCUCUCGAGACCUCCAGGGGCGACUACCCAUCCGACCCAGGCUGUUGGUAUCGGCUCCCGAGCGGUUGUCCCACUUCGGCAGACCUUCUCUUGCAGCAACGAGACUGGCGCAGAGACACCUGGGGUGAACAGUCCUUUGGAGCUGGCUCUGACGCCAGAAGCUGCCUCGAGCUGCGAAGGAACGCCUUCAACCGGUGGUGUGGCAUCGAGGAUGUCCAAAUGCACUACGUGCCAUCAGCUUCCAUACCGCAAGCUCCAAGAGGACCGCGUGUUGCGGAGGUGCUCGAUGCGCUGUCCAGGUCAGACAUUGCGAGCAUAGACGGCGUCGAACGCUUCGAAGCUGAGGCCCAUCAUCCUGGCCUGCCCCGUGCCUUUGAAAGCUACGUCUGGUGGCAUGCAAACACCUUGGCAAAGCUGAAAGCGGGCGCUGAGACCAGCGUGAAGUUUCUUGUCUGGGCAUGCCAGCCGUCUCUUCCUUGUGGAGGUCAUGGCGAUCGGCUAAAGGGCAUACUGGCGACCUUCGUCUUGGCGGUCCUCACUGGCCGCCUUUUCCUGCUGGACUCCCCUGAUCCCUGGGACUUGCGUUUGUUCCUGGAGCCCGCCCUCCUGGACUGGAGGUCUGUUGGACUAGCCGGGUACGCAGCUGGGAAGCAUGUCAUCUGGGAUCACGAUCACUUCGAGGAAACUUACUUGCAGCAGUUGCUGGAGACGGAAGACCCGAUCUGGAUUAUGUACACGAACAAGAAGUCACUACUCGGGCCGAUCCUUCGCAGCCCAUUGCUCACGGAGCGUGCGAAAAGUGUGGGAGUGUUGGAAAUCCCGCACUUGACCAAGCAGGUCUGGUCCAUCCUCUUCCGGCCCACGCCGGCGCUGGAGAAGCAGUGGAGGAAGCUUCAGGAUGAGCUUGGUGAAGGCUACAUUGCUCUCCAUUACCGUGCUGGCGACAUCACUGCCGGUUUCGGCAUGGUGAACGGAGAGGUGGACAUCCGUUCUCCGGGCCACACGGAGGUGCUGAACCUUCUCUCCUGUGCUCACCACCUCGAGCAACUUUUGGAGCUGCCAUCCUCGACGAGGUGGUAUCUGACUGCAGACACCCCAGCUGUGACGAAAGUGGCGCAGGUGCAGACAUGGCAGAGUUCCGGCAAGCUAGUCGUCCGCAACGUCAGCAGGAGAGCACACUUGGUGAAAGAGGGCCUGGUUCCACCGUGUGGUUCCCUGGGAGAAGAGGUGGUCGCCUCAAGUCGUACGCGUCGACUUGCUCAUCUGAGAAUGACGACUGCAGAGCGCUACAGAGAUCGGAUUGCCAAGCGCACAAAGGGUGUAGGCACACUUUGCUCGGAGUUCCGCAACUGGCUGGUGCGCCACGACGAGUCGCUGAAGCGGAAGGCGGAGAUCUCUGAAACCGACACCAAAGCGGAUGCCCAGCUUGUGGAACAGGUGCUGGUCCUCAUGGCCAAGCAGGCGGAUCAAUUGGCAACCAUGGUGUCGAGCGAUCUUGACCAACUGCGGCUGGCCCUCACCAGGUUCCUCGAGAUCUCCCCUGACUUCCGCAAAGCAUCCUUGUCAAUAGGCAUGGAGCCCCAAGAGCAGUGUGUCGCGUGCAGAGCCUUGCCCCGCAAAGUCGUCAACGACGCUGCAACAGGCUCAGACGGAUCCGUCUACAGGAUGGGCGUGGAGACCGUGCUCUCGGCGGCGGAACAAACCCAGAAGGUGCUGGCUGACAAGCUUCGAUUUCCACUCAGCCUCUCCAGCAGUCUGUUUGUGGGAUGCACGGGCGGUCCGCAAGCAGCAGAGGCACAGGCAUCUGCAAUACAGCCUCUACCUCUUCUGCGCCAAAUGGUGGUUGCAGAAUCUGGUUGGUUGACUGGCAAGGAGUCGGGGCAAGAGUCUGAGCGAGCUGGACAGCGCAAGUUGGUGCAGAGCCAGGAGAUACCAGUGCCGGUGGCCACACCUCGCUCCAAGCGGCGGCCUCCAAGCGCACAAGAUCAGGAGCCACGCGACCGACCGCAAAGUGUGCGCUCGUACUUCCCCGCCGUGGAUGUGCGAGGGGCUAUUCCCAAUGGUCGCAGAAGCCGCUGA